CGCCCCUCUGUCCGUCCGUCAGUCAGUCAGUCAGUCAGUCUGUCCGUUCACCUCUCCGUGGGCGGGCUCGGUGGGUGUAAGCCUCGCCUCAACGGGCACUGCUGUCUUUAUACCUUGGCGCUGGGAAAGCUGCCGGUGCUCCCCAGUUUUAGAUUGCAAUGCAUAUUAUGAGGUGGAGCUUGGAUAAAAUUUCAAGGUCUGCAUUGAAAGAGCUUAUACUAGUUGUAGAUCUUUAAGUGCAUCUAUGGAGUUAUUAACACCAGAGCCAUGUUUGCCAAAGGUUGAUUCACCUGUCAGUCUGGGUGGUAGUCAUCAAAGAAAUUUAGAAGACUGCUCUCCAGAAAAAAGCAAAGGUGAUGGCAGAGGGAAAUCUGAUACCAAGGAAGUAAGAACAGAUCAGCAAACCUCAGUGGAGAGUGUGUCCUUUUUUCAGGAGUGUGUGCUGAAUCCCAAUGAGUCAGGAUGUGUCUCUAAUUCAGAUUCUGGAGAUGAUAGCACUGAAACACAGACUUCGAAAUUCUGUGAACCUUCCCAAGGAAAAACAACAGACUCUUCCAAGUUAGAAGAUUCUGAAGAGACAGAAGGAGAUCCUCAGAUUCAAGUAGCCAUAAGGAAAAUGAAAAAGCUUGAUACAGUACUGGCAAAAAAACAUUUUAAGGAAAGCACAAUUAAAAAACAAGGCAAAGAAAUGAGAACAAAGCUCUGGAAAGAACUUCAGUCUGACAAUAGCACUGGAAGCCAUGAAGAGAUAGAAAACACAAAACUUUUCUUAAAUUUGAUCUCAUCUUGGCAGGAUACAGCUGAUCCAUUCCAUGUUAAAGAAGAUGAAAUAUGUACUUCAGUAUUUCACACACAAAUUAAUCCAGCAGAUUAUGACUGCCAUAAAACCCAACAUAAUAAAGAUUAUUCAAGUGAAAUAGAAACAAAUGAAUUUCAUCAAGCAGAAAAAACACAGAAUAAAAGUAAAAACAAUCAGGAUUUCAUUAAAAAGAAUAUUGAGCUAGCAAAGGAUUCAGGAAACCAGAUAGCUAUGCUUGAAGGAGAAAGGAAAAGGUUAAGUGAACUAUUGAAAGAUACAGAAGAUGGAAGUGAAUUGCAAGAUCUUGAGGAUGAUGAAUCUGUCUGGCUAGCACCAGGAGAAGGGUACACACCUGAACCGAUGGAAUUUCACCACCUAAAUGAGAUAGACAUUAAGCUUCAAAUACUGCUAUCUGAUGGCGAUUUUUCUGCAAUUUCGGGCUCUUACUCCAAAUCUCCAAGCCAGAUUUAUCAGGAGUCUCUGGUUUAUGCAAACAGAACCCUAGAAGCAGUUCCAGGUGAGAAAGUUCUACGAGACAAUAAGGAACAUCGUGAUCAACAAAACCGUCUGAAAGAGAUAGAUCAUCAACUGAAAUCUCUACAGGGAAAUUUUUUUUCAACUAUUAAGGAAGAGUCUGCUACUUGUUUCUACCAGAAUGUGUAGAAGAAAACUGAGAAGCAGCUCGCGUCCCAUUCUUCUCAGCCGCUUUUGAACAAAGGAAGUCUUUUGUCUGUUUUAUCCUUCAGCCGCUAUAUUUGUUCCCAUUCUCUUUCCCAAUGUCUUCCAUAUAAUCUCAUUUUAUUCUCUAGAGCUGACCUUUCUUUCUUUGCUUUUUCUCCUAUGUAUUAUGGUGUUUGCCAUCUUAAAAUAGCAAACAAACCAUCUUUGAUUACUCACCCCUCUCUAAAUUCAUUGUAGUGCUAUUUAUAGCCAUUGUCCGAAGCCUCCUCCAGUUUCAUAUCCCUGACAUAAUUUAAAUUUAACUGUAGCUAUGCUACUUUCCUAGUUAUCUUCAUUUUUCAUAUUCCAUUUUUAUAAAUGGAAUUUUACACCAUCAAAUGGGUUGUUACUGGAAACGUGUUUUGUCGUAGGUGAUGACAGAAUUUGCAGAAACUAAUUUGCUUCUAUGCUAUUAUAUUCUUCUGUGCUGUCAUAAAUACCCUCUGUUCUCACUGACCUUGACAAUUAUGAAGUAACAGUGUUCCUGUAUUUGCUUAUUAAUUAUUCAUUAAUUAUUAAUGAUUAAUAAUCUAUCUAGGAAGUACAUAGCAUACGAUUUGCAUCACUGAAAUGUGGUUGUGCUACUGAGGCAAGAAGGUGUUUGCCUGUUGUUACACUCCUCUGUUGGCAAAUUUAGGAGUUCUUCAUUCUUUGCUGCCAUGUAGCACCGUUCUUUAAUCUCUGUCAGAAAGAAACCUUGUUUCUGUUGUCCUUCUUGCACCCUGUGCACUAAGGAGGAAUAGUCAAGGAAAAGCCUCUGUUUCUGUGCAAGUACUGUAGGGAAAGGCUAUAUUUGUCCUUUUGCCCUAAUAUUUUACAAUCAGAAUGAGAGAAGUGUAACAGGGCUGCUGUGGAGAAAACCUUCUGCAACAUGUAUGUAGGUGCAGGGUAUCCUUUAUGGAUCAAGGUCUUGAUCAUUUAUGAAGUAGUAUAUAGCUCCAACCUUCUGUCUUAGGGCUGAUGGUUAUGUGAGUCAGAGUCUACAAUAAAUGUCAACAUAAAAGAAAUCCCGUGGCUAUAAAUGUUUAUGCAUGUGUGCCUGGAUGUCUGCAUGUACAAAGUGUGUAGCAGAACUUGUAAUCUUGUCUUGAGUCACUUCAACUUGUUAGGACAAGACGGAUGUGUAAUCAAACAGAAGUUGUAAAUGUGGAGGAUGUAAAGCACAUAGCAGAUGCUCAGAGUGCUGAUACUCUUGUAAACUACGUCAAACUAUUUGACAAACAUAUGGGGUUACUAAGCCAAAAGCCUCUCAACUAUGCUACCAAGAUGUUACUUUUAUUAUAAAUAUAUGUAAUUUUGGUGUUGACAUCUCAUGUAUUUCAGUUGAAGGUGUAUAAUCAUUUAUGUAUUUUCAUCUGUAUUUUCAGAAUGAUUCUCAUAAAUACACUUAUUUCGUUAAACGUAUAAUAAAAUUGAUA
Anas platyrhynchos (mallard) is the source of this 2937-nucleotide messenger RNA. The record is from RefSeq and is a predicted model, not a curated record. Lineage: Eukaryota; Metazoa; Chordata; Aves; Anseriformes; Anatidae.